Molecule: messenger RNA, 3505 nt
Organism: Capra hircus (goat)
Lineage: Eukaryota; Metazoa; Chordata; Mammalia; Artiodactyla; Bovidae
Gene: EDNRA
Product: endothelin receptor type A
Exons: 8
Coding region: 745-2028 (427 amino acids)
Biological process (GO): vasoconstriction; G protein-coupled receptor signaling pathway; regulation of blood pressure
Cellular component (GO): membrane
Molecular function (GO): endothelin receptor activity
Source: RefSeq, a predicted model, not a curated record
CAUAAACCGCUGGUUCCGGACCCUGACUCUCUGCAGCUGCUCCAAGCAGAAAAAAUCUGCUUGCACUCACUGGGGAGGGAAAGGUUUCUCAGCAAGCCCUUCCUUAGUUCUGGGUCUUGUUUGUUAAACUACCCUCCUCCUCGACGACCGCCCCCUCAUCACCACCACUUUCAUUUCAGGAAGGAAAUAGUUAAAAAGACUCCAGCCCUUCAGGGCCUGGGAGGGGGCGGCCGCCUAGUGCUUAUAGUGGCUGCAUCCCUGGAGGGCUGGAAGGCUGGGACUUUCUCGCCGCCCUUGAGUGGACUAGAUCUGGGAGCUUUGCGAGGAGAAGUGGAGGACAGACGCGAGGCGCGUUCCUUCGGAGUUUUCUUUUUCUCGCGAACCCUCGCGCGCGCACACACAGCCAGCCCUUUGGUCUGGCGAUUGCGGACCAGAGGUGGAGAAGCUCCAUCCCCCCAAGUAGCUGAAGCCUGGCGGCUCGGGGAGGACCUCCCCAGAGAAGCUGUGCCCAGGAAGUUUUCCGAAGCGGAGGCAACGGUGCAACCGGGGCCGCCGCCGCGCCGGAUCCCGGGACACUCGCUAUUCACCCUCGCCUGUUCGGCUUCAACUCGCCCGGGCGCCGCACACGGACCGCGCAGCCGUCUGAGCCCGCGGAGCUCCACGGUGGAGAAAGGAAGGAAAAAAAAAAAAAAAGAGGGUGUCAAAUCAACAGAUUAAGUGACAUUUCCUGAAAUUUGCAUCGAGAUGGAAACCUUUUUGCUCAGGGUGUCCUUCUGGGUGGCGCUGGUCGGAGGUGUCAUCAGUGAUAACGCUGAAAGCUACAGCACAAACCUAAGCAUCCGUGUGGACAGUGUCACCACUUUCCAUGGGACAGAACUCAGCUUCGUGGUUACCACACAUCAACCCACGAAUUUGGCCCUCCCCAGCAAUGGCUCAGUGCACAACUAUUGCCCACAACAGACUAAGAUUACUUCAGCUUUCAAGUACAUUAACACUGUGAUAUCAUGUACUAUUUUCAUCGUGGGAAUGGUGGGGAAUGCAACCCUGCUCAGGAUCAUUUACCAGAACAAGUGCAUGCGGAAUGGCCCCAACGCGCUGAUAGCCAGCCUUGCCCUUGGAGACCUUAUCUAUGUGGUCAUUGAUCUCCCUAUCAAUGUAUUUAAGCUGCUGGCUGGGCGCUGGCCUUUUGAACAAAAUGACUUUGGCGUUUUCCUCUGCAAGUUGUUCCCCUUUUUGCAGAAGUCCUCAGUGGGGAUCACCGUCCUUAAUCUCUGCGCACUAAGCGUUGACAGGUACAGAGCAGUUGCCUCCUGGAGUCGUGUUCAGGGAAUUGGGAUUCCCUUGGUCACAGCCAUUGAGAUUGUCUCCAUCUGGAUCCUUUCUUUUAUCUUGGCCAUCCCUGAAGCCAUCGGCUUUGUCAUGGUACCUUUUGAAUACAAGGGUGCACAGCACAGAACCUGUAUGCUCAAUGCCACGUCAAAAUUCAUGGAGUUCUAUCAAGAUGUUAAGGACUGGUGGCUAUUUGGGUUCUACUUCUGCAUGCCCCUGGUGUGCACCGCGAUCUUCUACACCCUCAUGACUUGUGAGAUGUUAAACCGAAGGAACGGCAGCCUGAGAAUUGCCCUCAGUGAGCAUCUGAAACAGCGUCGAGAAGUGGCAAAAACAGUUUUCUGCUUGGUUGUAAUUUUUGCUCUGUGCUGGUUCCCUCUUCAUUUAAGCCGCAUUUUGAAAAAAACCGUGUAUGAUGAAAUGGACACGAACCGGUGUGAAUUACUUAGUUUCUUGCUGCUCAUGGAUUACAUCGGUAUUAACUUGGCAACCAUGAAUUCAUGUAUCAACCCAAUAGCUCUAUAUUUUGUGAGCAAGAAAUUUAAAAAUUGUUUCCAGUCUUGCCUCUGCUGCUGCUGUUACCAGUCCAAGAGCCUGAUGACCUCGGUGCCCAUGAAUGGCACCAGCAUCCAGUGGAAGAACCCUGAACAAAACAACCAUAACACAGAGAGGAGCAGCCACAAGGACAGUAUCAACUAAACUGAAGGAACAGUCAUCAGUGUGCUUCAAGCCCGACUGGAGGAAAAAAAUCAACACAGCAACUGUGUCUCCAGGAAUCUGUUCCAUCCUUCUCUUACGACUCAGCCCCACCCCCUGGAAAAAUGUUUUCCCAAACGUUGAAGGGUUGACUGGUUUAUACCCACAAAUUCAAUGAAUCUUACUUCUUUUAUUUAUCUGAUUUACCUAUUCUGCAUGUUAUAUUCAGCCCUAAAAAAUGGUGGGAGUUGGCAGGGGGAGUGGAGAUGGUUCAGUUAAACCAGAAGGAUAUUUACUACCUUUGCAUGAAAAUAGAUUUUUUUUUUCGAGUACAUGGCAAAUGUUCAUGGUGGUUCUGUAGAAUGUUCAAUAAGAGCAGUCACCGUGAAAAAGUUAUAGAGAUUGUAACAAUAUUUUCUAUUUUUUUUUAAGUAAUUUUGUUUUUUUGGCCAAACACAGUAUGGGUUGAAGUCUCCUUUAUUUGAAAUGUCAUUCAGUGCCAGUAUUUUUUAACUUCAUAGUAGCCUACAGAUGAUGAUUUGAGCUCAUUUACACAUAUUUUUGCCCCCCCAAAACAAAUAAAAUGGAAUUCAGGUGAGAAGUUAGGUUAGUGUUUCUCAUGUCACUGGCUUAUUUUUUAAAACAUAAAUUCUCAAGCUUCAGGAGCUUACAGGACUUUAAAGCACAGACUGAUAUCCAUAUAUGGCAGUUUAAUAGCUGCUAUGCAAACUUUUUAAGAACCUAUAUUUUCUUUUUUAAUGUGGUUUCAUUUUAGGAGAUCUUGUGCCUAUUCUGUUAAAUUGAAAAAUAAUGCUUGAGUCAAACAGUUCUGUUUUUCACAAGCCUAGUUUUUUAAUGGAAGAAUUUUAUGUAAAAUCAAAAUACCAUUUACUGAAAUUUAAAUGUAUGUAUCAUUUAACUAUGCCCAAGACUUUCAGUGAAAUGCAUAGAAGUCCAGAACAAAGCAAGAAAGAAAGGAUUGCAUAUUUUUAGAAAAUUUGGAAAUUCUCAUUGAGGUUUAUUUUUGGUAAUAGUAACAUGUAUAUGUGUGUGCAAAUAUACACAUAGGUAUCAUGUAUGUAUAUACAUGCAUAUACAUAUAUACAUGUAUGUAUAUAUUCCUUUGCUUGCUUUUAAAAUGUUAACUGGCAGUGAGACUUUUUUGCUCAUUCCUUUUCCGCAUAGGAAUAUGGAAAACAUAAUUUCAAAGUGGCCAGCUGAGUUUAUUGUGUCAAUGAAAUAUAAUUACUCCCAGAUGCCGCCGUGAACUUAAGGUUCUUCAUGUCCCUGGGUUUUCAGUAUGAACCUAAAUGCCUUCCCUACCAACACUCCUCACACGGUCCCCAUUUCAAAAGGCCCACAGAGACUUCUGCUGGGCGUUUUCCACGAUGUUUACAAACUGUGAUUACAGCAGCAAAUCUUUUACUGUGUGUAUAUAAAUAUAUGUGUAUAUAAACAACCAUAAAUUUCUUUUAGCCAA